Meyerozyma guilliermondii ATCC 6260 is the source of this 1503-nucleotide messenger RNA. RefSeq lists its product as uncharacterized. The transcript has a single exon. Gene Ontology annotation, cellular component: nucleus; replication fork protection complex. Gene Ontology annotation, biological process: DNA replication initiation; DNA replication. The coding region runs from base 1 to 1503 and encodes 500 amino acids. NCBI's taxonomy places the organism in Eukaryota, Fungi, Ascomycota, Pichiomycetes, Serinales, Debaryomycetaceae. Gene Ontology annotation, molecular function: DNA replication origin binding; single-stranded DNA binding. The record is from RefSeq and is a predicted model, not a curated record.
AUGGACGAUCCACGCGAUGAGCCCAAAAACGAAAACGAGGUGAUUUUGACCGACAGUUCCGACGACGAGCUAGCGGACCUUGAAAAGGAGUAUGCGGUGAAGCGGCAAAAGCUUCUUGAACUGAAGAAAGAAAAGGCGAAACAGGCCAAAAUCGACGAGGAAAGGCGACGAAAAACGGCAAAAAAUGGACUAACCCAAAGUCCCAAUGGGUACAUGUCCGGCCCUGGUGGUCAUCUGACAAACCAAUUGAGCAAUCUGGAGACAAUUCCCACAAAAAAAAACGAAAUUCAAAACAAAAGUAUCGCUCGAAUGGUUGCAAAAGAGAAUAAACCGGUUUCAACCGGAAGCUUUGCGGCUGGACUUGAACGUGCUGGAGGUGGAGGUGACCAAGGACCCGAGUUAGCCACACGAAAGUUUGAAUUUUUGAACAUUCCACCGCCACUAGAUAUUGAUGUGGGUGAAAAUGAUCGAGAUGAAGUUUCUGGAUUUCGACUUCGCAAGCGGUAUAUAAGUCCAGACGCAUUACAGACGUUAUUGGCAGACACGAAGGUGCUACGGAUCGAAAAGUUACUAGCAAAAGUGUGUCCUCCGUCCUUUUAUGAGCCAGCGUACGCUAAUUGGUGUCUAGUGGGGUUGAUACUAGAAAAGCUGGAGCCUAUUGCAAGCGGAAAUACUGCAAGCGCCCCAAAGAAAGGCAGUGGAAAAUACAUAAAAAUCUCCGUUGGUAAUUUUGCCCAUUCUGUACGGGUGAUGUUAUUUGGAGCUGCGCUUGACCGGUGGUGGAAACUCCGAGUAGGAGAUAUUGUGUGCAUACUUAACCCCAAUGUUAAUCGAUGGCUGCACAAAUCGAAAACCGGGUUCAAUCUCGCACUCAACACAGCAGUAGAUUCCAUUCUCGAGAUUGGACUGUGCCGAGAUUUUGGAAAAUGUUCGUUUGAAAAUGGCUGCAACACCAUGAUCGAUACCGCCCAAGGAACACUAUGUGGAUACCACCAAGACAUCCAUUUCCGCAAAUACGCUUCCAAACGCAUGGAACUCAACGGGAGCGUCCUGUCUCGUCGUCCACUGGACCGUCCGCUGGACCGCAAGCCACAAACUUUUGUCCCAUAUUCACAGGCUAACGAACGCACCACAACGUUUGCGGCAGCGCCUGGUAUCGAUCGCACCCAGUACACCGAUCCCCAGGAAUUGAGUCGCCGCAACAAGGCAGCGCGCGUAGCAGCACUCGCCAAAAGAGGGAGUCUGCGGCUGGUGAAUACCCACGGAAAAGCCGUGCAACCUUUCACAAGCGCAGCAUUGAAGAAUAUAGGCUAUGAUCCUGUGCCACGAAAAUCGGCUCAGCAGGGUAAGCACGUGCAACAGCUGCUUCAUGCCAUAACGUCGCAGAUCAAGACUCGGCUGCUUCGACGAGAGCCCAAAAAGCGUUCACAGCCUGCCCAGUCUGCCCAGUCUGCUCAGCCGGUAGCGGAUUACAGCUCUGAUUCAUCGAUAGAGAUCGAGUAA